Molecule: messenger RNA, 426 nt
Organism: Colletotrichum chrysophilum
Lineage: Eukaryota; Fungi; Ascomycota; Sordariomycetes; Glomerellales; Glomerellaceae
Exons: 2
Coding region: 1-426 (141 amino acids)
Biological process (GO): proteasome assembly
Source: RefSeq, a predicted model, not a curated record
AUGGCAGCAAGCAGCGUCACUCAGCUCUCCAUACCCCUUCCGCGGUCCCUGGAUACCCGCAUCCAUAUCCACCUCACCGUCAAGGCUAAAACGGCCACCCUGUUCCUCACAUCGACGACCCAGGACGAGCCCUCAUCGACUGCGGCUCUGGGGUCCUUCGUCUACGCCCUGCCCAACAGACUCGAUCCCGCCCAGCCUCUGUCAACAGCCAUUUACUCGGUAGAGUCGACCGUCGAGUUCGCAACCCGAAUGGCUAAGCUGCUCGCCAAGCGGGCCGACAUGCCCGUCUACGUCGGCUGCUCCGUGAACCUGGGCGGAACGGCCAUGGCCCUUUCCGUCGAGGAAGAGAUGGAAGCGUUCCGCGCCGUCGUCGACGUCGUCAUGGCGAGGCUUAAGGGUCAGGCACCCGUCAACGGGGUGGCCUGA